AUGGGUAACAAGGCUAGCAAGGCAGACUUUGCAGAUAUUGCACAGAACUCAAGAUUGGACGAGGCUGAUUUGAGAGACCUACUAAAGACAUUCAACUCAUUGGCAAAGGAUGGAUACCUCAACAAGGAUCAACUAAAGGCCGAAAUCGAGAAGAAGUACGGAGGCAUGGACUCCACCUUUGCCAACAUCCUCUUCAAUCUCUUUGAUAGGAACGGUGAUAAGAUGAUCAACUUCAACGAGUUCUGUUUGGCCUAUGGAUACCUGGUGAACAGAUCACUGGAUGAUGUUGUGGACAUAUCGUUCAAGUGUAUUGAUCUGAAUGGCGAUGGACAUAUCUCGCGUGAUGAGUUGAGAUCAGUCAUUAUGAUGAACAGGAAGAUGGAGAGAUACGUCAAGGUGUACAACAGAUCGACUGCUUUGGAUAAGAUUGUAUUGACGCCACGUGAUAUGAUGGAGAUCAGUCAGGAGACCGACGAUCUGUUCAAACUGCUCGACGAGGACAAGAACAAGCAGGUGUCCAGGGAUGAGUUCAUACAGCUGGCCAACACCAACCCAGAGAUCAAGAAGCGUCUCUGUGCCCUGCUGGUCAAGGACGAGUCGGUCGACUUCUUCAAGAAGUAA
This is a messenger RNA of Acytostelium subglobosum LB1, 621 nucleotides long. RefSeq lists its product as hypothetical. Gene Ontology annotation, molecular function: calcium ion binding. The transcript has 3 exons. Lineage: Eukaryota; Evosea; Eumycetozoa; Acytosteliales; Acytosteliaceae. Bases 1 to 621 code for a protein of 206 amino acids. The record is from RefSeq and is a predicted model, not a curated record.